AUGCAGCAAUUUGGGUUCAAUCAGUGUGCUCAUGAUCAUUAUUUGUUUUUCCUCUGGACUGACCAUGGUUUGGUGUCGCUUUUAGUGUAUGUCGAUGAUAUUCUCCUUGCUGGAGCCUGUGUUGAACCAUUGCAGAAAGUAAAAGCUUAUCUCCAUCACUUAUUUACCAUUAGAGACAUGGGGGAUGCUCAUUACUUCUUAGGCUUGGAGAUCGCACGUAAACCUGACGGCAUAUAUUUAGCUCAAACCAAGUACAUACUUGACAUUAUUGCAGAUACAGGUAUGAAGGAAGCAAAAUCUAUUGCCACGCCAUUUCCUGCAGGACUCAAAUUGAAUUCAAACACGGGUGAUCUGCUUCAAGCACCUGAUUCAUACAGACGCCUAAUAGGGAGACUGCUCUAUUUAUGCUUCAAACAACCCGACAUCUCUUACUCCGUACAACAGUUGAGUCAGUAUCUCAAUCACCCUUGUGACACUCACUGGAAUGCUGCUCUUCACGUGGUGAGAUACCUUAAAGGUUGUCCUACGCUUGGGUUAUUUUUUCCUGCUGCAAACACCUUGGAUCUUCAUGAUUAUUGUGAUGCCGACUGCGCAUCGUGCUUUGAUACUAGGCGUUCUUUGACCGGUUUUUGCAUCUUCCUUGGGAAGGCCCUCUUCUCAUGGAAAAUGAAGAAGCAAUCAACGGUUUCGCGAUCUUCUACGGAGGUUGAAUAUCGCAGUUUAGCAGCCACGGUUUGUGAGUUACGCUAG
This is a messenger RNA of Sesamum indicum (sesame), 750 nucleotides long. NCBI's taxonomy places the organism in Eukaryota, Viridiplantae, Streptophyta, Magnoliopsida, Lamiales, Pedaliaceae. The record is from RefSeq and is a predicted model, not a curated record.